GGCACACGGCCAAGAAAACGGCAGCAAGAUGGCAGGCGCGCACGGCCAAGUAGUUCCCGGCAGCCACGGUCUACGGCUAGCAAGACGAGCCGCUUCCAUGCGGGCCCACGCGACGCCUAGUUCUCUCCGCAGUCCGCUCGCUGGCUCGCCGGCCGCCUUCUCCUCUCCUCGGUAACAAAGGAGCGACCGCAGCAUAAAAAGCUUCUAGACGCGCCACUGUCGCGCCCAGCUCCCACGCCUCCCCUCCCCUCGCGCUGCUUCUAGAAGCCUCCAGCGAUGGACGCCCGCCGCGACGACGAGGAGGAGGCGGCGGCGCCGCUCCUGGGCGCGCCCGCUCCGAGGAGCCACGCCGCCGACGUGCACGUCCUCUCCGCCGCGUUCGUGUGCUUGUUCUCCGCCUACAGCGCCGCCCAGAACCUCCAGAGCACCGUCAACGACGAGGGCGACCUGGGCACCGUCUCCAUGGGGGUGCUUUACACCUCCUUCACGCUCUUCGCGGUCGCGGCGUCGCCUGUGGUCAGGUGGCUGGGCGCCAGCCGCGCGCUCGUCAUCGGCACCAGCGGCUAUCUGCUCUUCAUCCUCGCCAACCUGGUCCCGACAUGGUACACAAUGGUACCAGCUUCACUGUACCUGGGUUUUACCGCAUCAAUCAUUUGGGUUGGGCAGGGCACAUAUCUUACUUCUGCUGCCCUCAGUCAUGCAAGAGACAACAAUUUGCCCGACGGUCCAACUUUAGGAAGCUUUAAUGGAGAAUUCUGGGGUGUGUUCGCUAGCACACAGGUCAUUGGGAAUUUGAUCUCACUUGCUCUACUGAGAAAUGGAAAGGAUGGAGGAAGUGUAACAGGAAAAAAUCUGCUGUUUGUUGUGUUCCUUGGAUGCAUGAUUAUCGGCAUUGUAUUGAUGUGUUUACUGUCCAAAAGGGAUGAGAAACGAGAUAAUGCUUCGACACACUCCUCAUUUGGAUCUAUGUUGAAGUAUAUUGUUGCCCCUCUCAAGGACCGUAGGAUGAUUCUUCUGAUCCCUCUUAUCGCAUAUUCAGGUUUACAGCAGGCAUUUGUAUGGGCUGUAUUCACAAAGAGUAUUGUGACACCUGUGCUUGGCAUAUCUGGAGUUGGUGGCGCCAUGGCAAUUUAUGGCGCAUCUGAUGUAGUUUGUUCAUUGGUUGCUGGACGUUUUACCUCUGGGCUUCAUUCAGCUACAUUUAUAGUGUCAGUUGGAGCUAUCGUUCAGGCUGUGGUCCUGUUCUGGUUGCUUCUUUUUUACAGUCCAAUGGAGGGGCUACUUGGUGCAGCGAUUCCACUAUUUAUAGGUGCCUUAUGGGGUGUUGGUGAUGGAGUCUUGAACACACAGUUAAGUGCAUUACUUGGAUUGCUGUUCGAGGAUGUCAAGGAAGCAGCUUUUGCACAGUUGAAGGUUUGGCAAUCAGGUGCCAUCGCAGUCAUCUUCUUCUUGAGCCCAAGCAUCACACUACAAGCAAUGCUUAUCUUGAUGGCCACAUCACUCGUCAUCUCCUUUGGCUUGUUCCUGUUACUUACCCUUGUUGUCGAGAAGCCAUCAAGCAUCAGAGCAUGAGGCAAAUCCUAUUUCGGUGUGCAGACGGUGUCGUCGUCACCACAUGGUUAGUGACCAACAGCAUGUACAACCACACUGGUGUAUUGACCUGUGAUAUGAAACAGAGAAGGAAGAGCAUCAUCAUCCAUCACGACGCGACGCCAUGGCAACGUGCACAUCAUGCUAUUCAUGUCAGACAUUGUUUGCUGGAGGUCUGAAGUGAAGAGGUUGCAGGCAAAAUGUGGGAAGUGAGAGUCGGCCUUGCAUUUCGUUUCCUGCCACUUUUCAAUCCCCUGUUAUUGCCCAUGACCGUGUCUUGUUACAGGAACCACAUACUCCAUUAUAAUUAUAAUUUAUAUAAGAGGCAACAUUUCAUUCAAACAA
Messenger RNA from Triticum dicoccoides, 1935 nucleotides. RefSeq names its product UNC93-like protein 3. NCBI's taxonomy places the organism in Eukaryota, Viridiplantae, Streptophyta, Magnoliopsida, Poales, Poaceae. The transcript is spliced from 10 exons. The record is from RefSeq and is a predicted model, not a curated record. Gene Ontology annotation, biological process: potassium ion homeostasis. Bases 277 to 1572 code for a protein of 431 amino acids.